AUGGAAAGAAAAAAGUUAGAGGAAAAGCAAAGGAAAGAACAGUUAGAAAAAGAAAGACUUGAGAAAGAAAGGAAAGCAAAGGAAAAGGAGGAGUUAGAGGAGAAACAAAGGCAAGAACAAUUAGAGAAAGAAAGGCUUGAAAAAGAAAAGAAAGAAAUGGAAAGAAAAGAAGUAGACGAGAAACUAAGGAAAGAACAGUUAGAAAAAGAAAUAAUUGAAAAUGAAAAGAAGGAAAAGGAGAUUGAAGACAGACAGAAGAAAGAAAGAGCAGAGAAAGAGAGACUUGAAAAGGAAAAUAAAGUAAAGAAAGUGAAAGGUAAGGGACAGAAGGAAGGAACACGACAAAUGAGAAAGAGAAGAAAGUAUCAGGACAGGGAGAGACAAAAUCAGAUGAGGAAGAAAUUAUUACAAUAA
This is a messenger RNA of Mercenaria mercenaria, 414 nucleotides long. Its product is annotated as protein enabled homolog. Bases 1 to 414 code for a protein of 137 amino acids. The record is from RefSeq and is a predicted model, not a curated record. Lineage: Eukaryota; Metazoa; Mollusca; Bivalvia; Venerida; Veneridae. The transcript has a single exon.